Linum tenue is the source of this 1404-nucleotide messenger RNA. NCBI's taxonomy places the organism in Eukaryota, Viridiplantae, Streptophyta, Magnoliopsida, Malpighiales, Linaceae. The record is from the annotation of a GenBank genome assembly.
AUGCUUUUACAGACGGCGUUCAAUACUCUCAUCCCUCAUGAACUCCGGUCAUACCUCUUCCACUUGAUCCGUAAAUGGUUCUUCAAACCCCAUCCCAACGGGCUCCUCACUUUAGUCUUCGACGACAACUCCUCCGGCGGCUACGCCCGCAAUGAGAUAUACGACGCCGCAGAGGCCUACCUCGCCACCAAAAUCAGCAACAAAGCCGACUGUCUCCGGGUCACUAAAACCCCCGGCAACAAGAACCUUAUCCUCUCAUUCGAAGACAAUGAGAAAAUCUACGACGAGUUCAAAGGCGUCGACCUUAGCUGGCGAUUCCACCGCAACACGGGAUCCGACCCCAACAAGCCCACCCCGGAGAAGCGUUGUUUCCACCUGACCCUCCCCAAACAGGACAAGGACCUCAUUCUUGGCUCUUACAUUCCCUUCAUCAUCGAAACAGUGAAGAGGAUGCGGAACAACGAGAGAGUCUUGAAGAUUCACACCAUUGAUCGAUACAGUGGUGGGAAGUGGACUAAUGUCAACUUAAAGCACCCCGCAACUUUCGACACUUUGGCGAUGGAGCCCUCGCUCAAGGAGGCGGUGAUUGCCGACAUGGAAAGGUUCCGUUGCAGGAAGGAUUUUUAUAAAAGGGUGGGGCGGGCUUGGAAAAGGGGCUAUUUACUCUAUGGCCCGCCUGGAACUGGGAAAUCCAGCUUGAUUGCUUCGAUGGCUAAUUAUAUGAAGUUUGAUAUUUACGAUCUGCAACUCUCCUCCAUAAGCGACGAUAGCGAACUCCGCCGUGUGUUGCUCGCCACUGCCAACAGGUCUAUUCUAGUGAUUGAGGAUAUUGAUUGUGGCGGUGAUUUGCCCGAUCGAAAAACGGCUCAGGUUUGUAACAAUCCAAAAUUUUGCUUCAGAUUUCACUCUGUUUCCCCCCAAGAAACUACUUUUGAUGCCGUUUUUCUUGUACAGACAUCCAAUGCAAACCACAACGCAUAUACCCGUAAGCCAAAGAUAACACUAUCUGGUUUAUUGAAUUUCAUCGAUGGGUUAUGGUCGAGCUGCGGGGAUGAGAGGAUUAUAGUGUUUACGACCAACCACAAGGAUAGGCUCGAUUCAGCCCUAUUGCGGCCGGGUCGGAUGGAUAUGCAUAUCCAUAUGUCCUACUGCACUAGCCAAGGUUUAAAGGUGCUGGUCCAGAAUUACUUGGGGAGGGAUGGUGGGACCCACAAGUUGUAUGGAGAAAUUGAGAGGUUGAUCGAGGAUGCACAGGUCACCCCUGCCCAAGUGGCCGAGAAGCUGAUGACGAGUGAUGAUGCUGAUGUGGCACUAGAUGAGCUGCUCAAUUUUCUCAUGGUCAAGGGAGGGGAAGCAACAGAAACCACUAAGACCGAUAGUGAAAUAGAUGAAGAAUGUGAUUAG